This is a messenger RNA of Camelina sativa (false flax), 549 nucleotides long. RefSeq lists its product as uncharacterized. Gene Ontology annotation, biological process: cytoplasmic microtubule organization. The record is from RefSeq and is a predicted model, not a curated record. Gene Ontology annotation, molecular function: microtubule binding. NCBI's taxonomy places the organism in Eukaryota, Viridiplantae, Streptophyta, Magnoliopsida, Brassicales, Brassicaceae.
AAUAAAUAAAGAAUAAAAACAAAUAUUAAACUUGAAAGUUAAGAACUCAUUCGAAUCGAUUUAGGGUUUUUUUCAUAUAUCUCUCGAGGAAGACGACAAUGGUGUGCGAUAAGUGUGAGAAGAAGUUAUCUAAAGUGAUUGUUCCAGAUAAGUGGAAGGAUGGUGCUCGUAAUGUAACUGAAGGUGGUGGUCGUAAGAUCAAUGAGAACAAGCUUCUCUCCAAGAAGAAUAGAUGGACACCUUAUGGCACCUGUACCACGAAGUGCAUGAUCUGCAAGCAGCAAGUGCAUCAAGAUGGUAAAUACUGUCACACAUGUGCUUAUAGCAAAGGAGUGUGCGCAAUGUGCGGGAAGCAAGUGCUGGACACCAAGAUGUAUAAGCAAAGCAAUGUAUAAACAACUCCACAAGCGUUCACAUUUUAGUUUCAAUCCCUUUGAUGUCAACUUUGUAUAACUGAGACAAACUAUCUUUCUGUUAUCAUCUCACUUAUGUAUCCAUUGUAACAGUUUUCUUCGUUUUUAAUGUAACAACGAGAUCUUGUUUGUUUCA